UUUGUCAAGGCAGAGUGGGCAUUUUCUCCACAGAAAAGAAGUUACGCUCAACCACUAUUUUCCCUAGAGUUUAGGUGACUGUGGCUCCCGGGGCAUGCUUCACGGAUGCUUCACAGAGUUGUGGUUGCUUUGUGAGUCUCUCAGUGCUCGGUGCUCUCCCCUGGCUGAGGUUCGCUGCAGCUGUAGCUUCUCAAUAGGGCUUAUUGUAGCUGCUGUGUGUGUUGUAGACGCGCGGAAUCUGCACGAGCAGCGCACUGAAUGCGAUCACGUUGAGCGGAGCGGAGGGAAGGACGUCUGUUGCGCAGGGAUGCUGCUUUUGAAUAUGUUUCCUUGACUUCUUCGGGAAGAGCGCGUGCAGAGCGGCUACUACGUGACGGAAUCCUUCUCAAUUUCCACAAAAACGUUUACAAUUGAUAAGCACGCCGAGGACCUGGAAGAAAAGGUUUGAGAGCUUCAACUACAACCAUCGUUCAUUCCUGUGGUCCUGUCUGUCAAUCACUGGUCGGACUGUCUCCUCUACCCUUCUACCUGAGCCAGUGCUGAGGGUGGUGCACAGCUUUCCAUAAUCCACCUCUAAGCUUUGAGAUCUUUGGCACCCAUUCAUUACGGAGGAGUGAAUUUUUUUGUUUCCUUUUUUUCUUUUUCGUUUUGUCCAAAUGAUGCAGAGGGGCUCUGCAAUUUGGAGUGGACUGAGUGUAAUGACUGUGCUGCUGUUGGCCCAGUGGGACAUGGGCUGCUGGGGAAUGACUCUGAACUCAGUCCCUCUCCGUCUGGCUUCUCAGAGGCAUAUCAGGGCUAAUGUGGGCACACCACUUCACAGACACAAGCGCAACUGGGUGUGGAACCAAUUCUUCGUCCUGGAGGAGUACACAGGAGACGAUCCUCUCUAUGUUGGCAAGCUUCACUCUGACGUGGACAAAGGUGAGGGGAAAGUCAAAUAUGUGCUCAACGGUGAGGGGGCAACCUCCAUUUUCACCAUCGAUGAGAACACAGGUGACAUACAUGCCACUAAGCGCCUGGAUCGGGAGGAGCAGGCCUACUACACGCUUCGAGCUCAGGCCAGAGACCGUGCCACCAACCUGCCAGUUGAACCCGAGUCAGAAUUUGUGAUCAAAGUGCAGGAUAUUAAUGACAAUGAGCCCAAGUUUCUGGAUGGACCAUACCAUGCCCAAGUUGCAGAAAUGUCUCCUGUUGGCACAUCUGUGGUUGAGGUUAAGGCGACUGACGCAGAUGACCCCACAUAUGGAAACAGUGCCAGAGUCAUCUACAGCAUCCUUGAGGGACAACCCUAUUUCUCAGUGGAACCAAAGACAGGCAUUGUGAGGACAGCUCUGCCCAACAUGGAUCGAGAAGCACGGGACCAGUAUCUGCUGGUGAUCCAGGCCAAAGACAUGGUGGGCCAGAUGGGAGGGCUCUCAGGAACCACAACAGUUACAGUCACACUGACGGACGUUAACGACAACCCGCCCCGCUUCACACGAAAAUCCUAUCAGUUUGCUGUGCCUGAAUCCCUGCCUAUGGCUUCAGUGGUGGCCAAGAUAAAAGCCUUGGAUUCUGACAUCGGACCAAAUGCUGAGAUGGACUACAGAAUUAUAGAGGGUGACGGCCUUGGGUUGUUCAGGGUCGCACCAGACAAAGAUACCCAGGAAGGAGUCAUAACUCUGCAGAAGAAUCUCGACUUUGAGACUAAGUCAAGCUACACUCUGAAAAUUGAGGCAUCCAACAGGAACAUAGACCCACAGUUCUUAUCUCAAGGACCGUUCAGUGACACGGCGAUGGUGAGGCUGACUGUGGAGAAUGUAGAUGAGCCUCCCAUUUUCUCCUCUUCCCUCAGUAAAAUGGUGGUCUCUGAAGCUGCUAAAGUGGGAACCAUCAUAGGAACUGUCUCUGCUCUGGACCCUGACUCCACCAACAGUCCCAUUAGGUAUUCAAUAGACAGAAACACUGACUUGGAGCGAUUUUUCAACAUAGAGGCAGCAACAGGGGUCAUCAGCACAGCUAAACCAUUAGACAGAGAAGCCAAUGCCAUACACAACAUCACCAUCCUGGCUAUUGAAAGCUUGGAUCCGUCACAGGUGGGCAAAGGCGUGGCUCUGAUCACAGUGAUGGACAUUAAUGACAAUGCGCCAGUCUUUGCCAUAGAGUAUGAAACCUUCCUGUGUGAAAGCGCUGGACCAGGAAAGGUCAUUGAAACCAUUAGUGCAGUGGAUAGAGAUGAACCGCCGAGCGGACAUCGCUUCUUCUUCUCUCUCACUGCAGAGACAGCUGGAAACAUGAACUUCACCCUCAGAGACAAUAAAGACAAUACCGCUUCUAUCCUGACUAAGCGGAGUGGUUUUCAGAGGAGGGGACAGGCUAUGUAUCGACUACCUGUAUUGAUAGUGGACAGCGGCACCCCUGCCCUCAGCAGCACUAACACACUGUCUAUAAGAGUGUGUGACUGUGACUCUGAUGGGACUCCACAGUCAUGCGGCACUGAGGUCUUUAUGCUGUCAGCUGGACUCAGCACUGGUGCUCUCAUUGCCAUCCUGGCCUGCAUCAUCACCUUGCUUGUUCUGGUGCUGUUGAUUGUGACAAUGAGGAGGAGGAAGAAGGAACCUCUGAUUCUGGAUGAAGACCGGGAUGUGCGGGAGAACAUUGUGCGCUACGAUGACGAAGGUGGAGGCGAGGAAGACACGGAGGCCUUUGACAUGGUAGCAUUGCGAAAUCUCAACAUAGUUAGGGACAGCAAAGCCCGAAGAGACGUCACCCCGGAGUUGCCCACCCUUUACUGUUCCCGCCCUCCCCCUUACAAAAUCACUCCCGACAAUGGGAUCUUUCGGGAGUUUAUAUGGGACCGCCUGAAGGACGCUGACGUCGAUCCUUCUGCCCCUCCCUAUGACUCCCUGCAGACAUAUGCCUUUGAGGGCAGCGGCUCAGUGGCCGAGUCCCUCAGUUCGCUGGACUCCCUGAGCACAGACUCAGAGCACAACUAUGACUAUCUGAGUGACUGGGGGCCACGCUUCAGGAAGCUAGCCGACCUGUACGGCCAUGGCGACAGCAGCAAUAUAUUCUCCUCCUAGCCAAGAUUAAAAUUCCUGCCAAGGUCUGCUCAAUCGAGGGCAUAAUGGAAAUGAACAAUGAUCAAGAGAGCACCACUGACUCAUUGCUUGAAGGAAGAGGGGAGCAAAAAAAGGGAACAUUCAAUGCGUGGGGGGACGUAUAUCUGCAUAGAGCAGUGGUUUUGUUAAAGAACAGACAGUGGAGAUUCAACUCUGAAGCACUUCUAUUUAAAAUUGCCGUUAGAUGCCAAGUCUGGAUUGGGGUGUGGUUGUAAAAGCCGGAGAGAGAUCUUCAGGCCCCAGAGGACCGUGGGAUGCAGGGCCUUAUGAGCUGGUCCAGGAAUACCAAUUGUUAAGAAGAGACAUUUGAAGUGCCCUCCCAUGGUUAUAAAUGAGUACAGUGUCAUCCAGCUAGCCACACAGCACUGAUGCUUGAAAGAUCAAUGUUUCUGUUCCAUCAGGUGUUACUAUGACUCAUGGAUUCUUCGUAAAAAAAAAACAAUCAAUAUGAAUUCAGCAACUGAGAACACCAAUAUCUUUUCCAUCGCCUAGUGAGGAACUGCAACUUUUGCUUUGUAAAAUAUUCUUAAUGCAUAGCUUCACAUCUGUUAUCAGGCCUUAUUUACACAUGAAAUUGCAGCUGAGGCGCAUUAAAAUAGCAAUUUCUGAAAUAUCCUGCAGAAAUGCUGACCAAAAUACAAGUCAAACUCGUAGAAAACAGGCUUUGAUGUAUCGAGCAGGACAGGCCCGAGUUGAUUUAAUAAUUGAAAAUGUAUAGUACUUGCCUUUCAGUUGAGGCUGUCAACCUGAGUUAUUUUGAGAUGUUAUUUUGUAAGUUUGUAGAGAGAAACCGUAUGACAGUGAAGGUUUUUGAAGGGAAGUCUUUUGUAUUAAGCCGAUUCCUUUCUUGAAAACCUCAAUGACAGACUCAAAGCAUCAAAAUGUUUUUGUAGUUCUCUAUGCUGUCCCGUGUACAGUUUUUGCAGUGGUUCUUGCUGAAUAUUGUGAGAUAAAAAGUUUUUUUUAUAAAAAAAAAAAAAACAAAACAAAAAAAACAGGCCUAUUGUUGAAAUGAAUUUCAGUGUGAAACUGUAAGGGGAAAAAAGAAUGUAAAGUAAUUAUCCUGAAUAAUAUUACUGGUGAGAUGUGAGCCAACGUAUAAGAUCAGGACAAUGCAGAACUAAUAAUACAGUAUAUUAUCAAUGUUUAACUGUUGUCCAAAAGGUUAUUAUGAUUUUGAAUUGUAACAAAAAAAAAUUACAGUAUCAGUCUACAGUAUAAUACACAUGCUAAAUUCUAAAGCUGGGAAGACAUUUUGUACAGAUUUUGUAAUAAAGCAAAUUACAAUACACAGCUUGG
Molecule: messenger RNA, 4400 nt
Organism: Myxocyprinus asiaticus (Chinese sucker)
Lineage: Eukaryota; Metazoa; Chordata; Actinopteri; Cypriniformes; Catostomidae
Gene: cdh7a
Product: cadherin 7a
Exons: 12
Coding region: 657-3062 (801 amino acids)
Biological process (GO): calcium-dependent cell-cell adhesion; multicellular organism development; homophilic cell-cell adhesion
Cellular component (GO): plasma membrane; catenin complex; adherens junction
Molecular function (GO): calcium ion binding; cadherin binding
Source: RefSeq, a predicted model, not a curated record